Molecule: messenger RNA, 996 nt
Organism: Magallana angulata
Lineage: Eukaryota; Metazoa; Mollusca; Bivalvia; Ostreida; Ostreidae
Product: ficolin-2-like
Exons: 5
Coding region: 469-996 (175 amino acids)
Source: RefSeq, a predicted model, not a curated record
UUGAAUAAUGACACCUUUAAUGAUAUGAGUCAGCCAAUAGAAGUGUAAUAUAUUUCGUCCAAUCAUUAUCAGAAACGUUCCUAUAAGACAGUGUUUCGUAAUAUAUUGUCACGUUGAGUUUGGUGCCGAUUGUGAACAGGGUUAGCAUUAAUCCUUUCGUGAAAACAAUUCAACUGUUUCAAUAGAAAUCUUAUUUUUAAGCAUCAUUGAAAUGCAAUAUAACUAAAUAUUUAAUUGAAGAAAGAAAACAUCAACUAAAUCAACCUGACCAGUUUAUGAUAUACACGCUAAACAUGCCAGUAGACGUUGGUCAUCUUCAGUUACUCUUCACGGUUCUCUCACUUUCGGAAGCCAUGUUGUGCCGACAAUAUAAAGGAAAUAUAAAGGCUGACAACAAAGGAACCACACAGGCGCCAUCGGACAUCUUAUUCGCUGCCUCUCUUUUGACGUGUGUCUCCUUAUGUGGUAAUGGAUGCCAGUGUGUCAGUUACAACUCUGACAAAGAUGUACAGACUUCACAGUUCGUGUAGUCCCCAUACUUUGACAGUGACCCAGACAGAUUGGAAAACAUAUUCAAUUGUCAAAAUACAACCAUCAAGUUGUCAAGACCUAUACACCUGCGGUCAGAAAACCUCUGGCGUGUACACUAUUUACCCGUGGGAGAGGUCUGACCCUAAUUACCGUCCUGUCCAGGUCUACUGUGAUAUGGAAACAGAUGGAGGCGGAUGGACGGCAAUUCAGAGACGAGUUAAUGGAGGAAAAAGUUUCAAACAGAAUUGGGUGGAUUAUAAGAUAGGGUUUGGAUCUCCGCACGAAGACUACUGGAUUGGAAACGAUGUAAUUCAUCAGCUUACAAAAGGGACGAAUUCUAGCCUGUACGUAGAGAUUAGUCCCAGACGUGAUAAUUAUACCUUUUAUCAAGUGUAUAGAGAUUUUUCAAUCUCUAGCGAGGACCAGAAAUAUAAACUUGCAAACCCUGGAAAUGGAUGUAAUUAG